UCCCAUGGACAAAAAUGGGAAAAAACAAGUUAAAAUUUACUGAUAUCUGAAUAUGUAAUUUUAUACGUUAUAGCCAUGUUUAACCAUCCUAUAUAUUAUUUUUUAUAAACAGCGUUUUUGUUUACAAAUAUUUUCACUAAAAAUAAAUUUUGCGAUCAUUAUCUUAUCAGUGAAAAGAACAUUCAUAAAUACGAGAUCUGUAUAUGGAGUUAAACGGUACGUGUUUAAAUCAAAGCCACUAUGGAUAUUGUUAAACAAGAUGGAGUAAAAUUUAUAACUAAUGCCGAUCUUGUUAAUACUUGGCUCGAUCACAACAACAAGAACCCAAAAUUGUUUGUAUUUGAAAAAAUGUGUUCGUUAUUAAAUACUGAUGAACCUUCCAGGCAAAUGAGACACCACUUGGAGACUGCAAGCAGACUCUUUUGCCUGAAUAUAAGCAGAAGAUGGGCUGGGUCGUCUCGAAACCGCCUGCGAUUUGAGGACCGAAACAAAGCAUGGUUGCUAAGUAAGAUCUUAAUGCCACAAUGUUUAUCUGAUGGUCAAUCAAGCAAUAGUGCUAACUUAGAGCGGGCUGGCACAAGUCGAGCUCGCGGAAGACCUUUAAAGCCAUUUGAAGAGUGUUCCAAAAAGACAAAAAUUAGACGUGCCAAAAAAAUCACUGCUGGUAGAACCACUAGUGAAAUAAAAUAUGCAGCUAAAUUAGUUAGUUCACAAUGUCCCACUACUUCACUUUCUCCUCAUCAGGCACUAGCUCUUUACUUAGACCUAUCUUUGUCUGAAAGAAAAUAUAAUAUACUUAGGUCCGUUGUAAACAGUACAGGGACAAAUACCUUUCCUAGUCUGUAUACAUUAAGACAAACACAAAAUGCUCUUUUACCGUCUAACAUUUAUAGUACUGAAAUUUCAGCUGAAGUGGAUUUGCAAGCUCUUUUAAAUGCAACAGCUUAAAGUAUAAUAAAUAUAAUAGACAUCAAAGAAAACAAAAAAAACAAUGUUGGUUUGCAAAUGGGGCUUUGAUGGUUCUUCUGGGCAUAGCCAAUAUAAGCAGUCAUUUGCCGAUGCAUCUUGCACGGAUGAAUUUCUUUAUUUAGUGGUUCUGGGGCCUUUAAGACUACAAGAUGUAGAGACUGAAAAUGUUAUGUGGGUCAAUCCAAGUCCAUCAUCCACACUUUACUGCCGACCUAUAAAAUUUAUAUUUAAAAAAGAAAAUAAAGAGCUAAUACGUGACGAGGAAAAAAACAUAUUGGAAAAAAUUAAUAAUCUGAAUCCAUUUGAUAUUAAGUUUGACAAUGGGCAAAUUUGUACGGUUGUGUAUACCAUGUUCACUAUGAUGGAUGGUAGUAUAGCUAACAUCGUCUCAGAUACAAACGCGACAUCCAAAUGCAUCAUUUGCCAGGCAACCACCAAGCAUAUGAAUUUGGAAAAUAUAAGCCGGCCAUCGCAAAUAGAGAACUACCGCUUUGGUUUGUCUACACUCCAUUGUUGGAUUCGAUUUUUUGAAUGCUUACUUCACAUCGGUUAUCGUUUACCAAUAAAAUCGUGGCAAGUGAAAGGUGCCGAAAAUAAAGAAAUUAUUGAAAAUAACAAAAAGAAAAUACAGGCUGAAUUCAAGUCGAGAAUGGGACUGAUUGUAGACAAACCAAAGCCAGGGUAUGGGUCAAGUAACGAUGGGAACACGGCAAGAAGUUUCUUUUACAACCAAGAAUUAAGUUCCGAAAUUCUAGGUAUAGAUAAAAAUUUAAUAGUAAAGUUUUCAAUUAUACUUAGGGUUCUGGCAAGUGGUCGACCGAUAAAAAUUGAAAAUUUUAAAGAACUACUGGGCGAAACUAAACAAGUAUAUUUAGAUCUAUACAGAUGGUAUUACAUGCCAAGUAGCGUACACAAAGUUCUUGAACACGGGUGCGAAAUAAUUGAAUCAUUUUCGUUACCAAUAGGCCAACUCUCAGAGGAUGCUCUGGAAGCACGACACAAGGAAGUAAGAAAAUAUCGAUUGUUUCACACCCGAAAGUGUUCUAGAAUAAGUUCAAAUACAGAUCUAUUAAAGAGGUUAUUAUUAACAUCCGAGCCCCUCAUAUCAACAAAGAGAAAAGUAACAACGCGAAAAAGUAACAAAUUAGACAUCGAUGUACAGAAAUAUCUUAUAUGUGAGGAUAUUGUAGAAAUCAUAUCCUAAUAUUAUUUCAAUGGUUUUUUACCACAGGGAUGUAUUUAACACUUACACCAUUUUCAUACUAUAAAUUAUUAUUUCAUUAGAUUCAACAUGUUUAUUAUUUAUAAGAUUUCAUUCAUCACAUUUCAUAUUAUCAGAUUCAUAAACGUGGGACUAAAAAUAUCAUCAUUUAGUACAAUGAGAGUACUCAUUAUUUGUGUCAAAUAAACCCAGUUUGAAUAAAUUGCCUACAAUAGAAAAGAAGUUUUGCAUUUUUAUCCUCUAGGCCCAUAUGUUCGAAGUACUGUGCGGCGGCGUGACCUAGGUAGGAAUAAUUUCUGAUUUUUGCCGUUGAAGCGCUGCGGUCGGAAUUUGUUGAAAUCAACUGAAAUGCACCAAGCUCAUAACGGUACCUUUAGAUCAACGAAUCGGUGUUUAUAACAAAUAACUUUUUAUUUUGAAGAUUUUUUUGUAGUUGCAAAAAAAACAGAACUCUUUUUUCAUACCUUUUGUUUAUACCUCUCAAUUU
Sitophilus oryzae (rice weevil) is the source of this 2678-nucleotide messenger RNA. RefSeq lists its product as uncharacterized. The record is from RefSeq and is a predicted model, not a curated record. The transcript is spliced from 2 exons. NCBI's taxonomy places the organism in Eukaryota, Metazoa, Arthropoda, Insecta, Coleoptera, Curculionidae. Bases 992 to 2173 code for a protein of 393 amino acids.